Molecule: messenger RNA, 560 nt
Organism: Salvia miltiorrhiza (redroot sage)
Lineage: Eukaryota; Viridiplantae; Streptophyta; Magnoliopsida; Lamiales; Lamiaceae
Exons: 2
Coding region: 144-479 (111 amino acids)
Molecular function (GO): DNA binding
Source: RefSeq, a predicted model, not a curated record
UCGCCGUCGCCCCUCGCCAGUGCAGCAGCAGUUCCGCCUCCGGCCUCCCCAGUCCGCGACCCUCGCCUGUGGCAGCAGCCCGUGCAGCAGCCGUUCGCCCGUGCAGCAGCCUCCGAGCUCCGACGACAGUUUGCUACAUUGUCAUGGAAUCUUCUCGCAAUAGUAAUAGAGUUGAGGAAGAUGAUAUUGAUAUGAAUGAUGAUAUGGAUGAUGAUGGCUUAGAGGAUAUUCCUAUUGGCGAAGACGGGGAAGAGACAAUACAAACUGGAGCUCAAAGUGGAGCAUCAAAGAAAAGGAAAGGAGGAAGUGCACGUUCAGAUCAUUGGAAAGCAUUCACACUCUUAUGGGUUGAAGAAGGUGAUCCUCCGGAGAAGACGCGAAAGGGGAAGUGCAAGACAUGUGGAGCUAUAAUUAGCGCCGAUUCAUACCGUAAUGGGACGAAUGGCCUCAAAAAUCACACUAGUAAUUACCUGUUUUAAUAUUAUGUAUCUCCCUCUGAUGUUUCUUGCAGUAAUGCUUCAGUUGUUUUGAAACAUCUAAUCAUGGAUUCAAAGACUCAC